UUUAAAUACUAUUUUAAGUGGGAUAAAGAUGACGGAGGGCGGAUCUGUGUGCCCCGAAGCCACGUGGUCCUUAGGAGACACCAAUACGGCUCCCCAACGGGCCCCGCGGCCCAAAGCGACAAACCCCGGUUUCUGCCACCCCUCGAUCCGAUUCCCGGUUCGCGUCGCCUCUUUCCGUUUCCCACGGGGCUCGGCGGACGGCGGUGGCACACGAGGACAAUAGGCGACUGCGACCUCCAGCUGUCACCUCCCCACUGUAACCUUCUGCUGAGCCGGCGAUCCUUACUUUUAGGACGAAAAUACCCUCCGCAUUACAUAUACGCGGUCGUUUUUACCUGAGCUUUAGGAAGGGUUACACCGUAAUUUCAUAACAGUGCAAGGGUGAUUUGGUGCGUUGUCCUUGUAUAUUUCCCUGGCAAGCACAUGGCUCCGCUCUCCUCUUUGUUUUCGUGCAUACUAUACAUUGGUGAUCGUAGGCAUAGAAGAAAGGCAGAGGAGCGGAGUGGAGAGGAAGACGCAAGUUUCAUAGUGUUUGCGAUUUGAGCUAACAGGAGAGCAAGAGGAAGAGAGCAGAGAUGGUGAAUUACUGGAAGUCUAAAGUCCUUCCGACGAUCAAGAAGGUGUUUGACAGGAACGGCAAGAAGGCUGCCGCCGCCGAGGCAUGCAAGUCCUUCGACGAAUCGAAGGAGGACAUCAGCAAGGAGUUCGAAGAGAAGAAGACUGACCUGCAGCCCAAAGUUGUGGAGAUCUACGAAGCUUCUGCCGUUGAAAUCAAGACUCUGGUGAAGAAACCGACGGGGUCAGGACUGAAGAAGAAAUCAACUGUUGUGAUCAAGUUCAUCGAGGAACUAGUGAAGAUCGAGUUCCCUGGCUCGAAGCCGGUGAGCGAGGCUGCCGCCAAGUACGGCCCCGGCCUCGUCUCCGGUCCCGUGAUCUUCCUCUUCGAGCAGGUGUCCACCUUACUCCCCGCAGAGGAGCCGCCUGCUCCCGCCGAACCGGCCGUCGAGAGCACCAGCAAGGAUAUUACACCGGAAACCGCGGAGGAGAUCAAGAAGGAAGAGGCUGAGGCGGAGGUGGAAGAGGCACCUGCCCCGGCCGACCCGGCUCCCUCGGACCCCUCCCCGGAGACGGAGAAACCGGCCGAGCCAGCGGCUGAACCCGCCAAGGCUUGAUAUAAACCACCAGCCUCCCGAACCGAUCAUUCCACCGCCACCUCGCCACCACCGCGCACCCAGUGUUUCCAUGAUUUAUUAUUCUUUCUCUUGUCUCUUCGUCAAUUUGCUUCUCUUUCUCCUGUACGUAACUAUGUCUUGGUUUCUCUCAUUUUGCUUUCGGCAAGGGGACAUGCAGGCCAUGUAAUAUCAUUAUUAAGUGCAGUGUGGUGUUAUGUUA
Musa acuminata AAA Group (dessert banana) is the source of this 1392-nucleotide messenger RNA. Its product is annotated as plasma membrane-associated cation-binding protein 1-like. The coding region runs from base 576 to 1172 and encodes 198 amino acids. The record is from RefSeq and is a predicted model, not a curated record. The transcript is spliced from 5 exons. Gene Ontology annotation, cellular component: plasma membrane. Lineage: Eukaryota; Viridiplantae; Streptophyta; Magnoliopsida; Zingiberales; Musaceae.